Messenger RNA from Plasmopara halstedii, 645 nucleotides. Its product is annotated as 60s ribosomal protein. The transcript has 3 exons. Gene Ontology annotation, molecular function: RNA binding; structural constituent of ribosome. Lineage: Eukaryota; Oomycota; Peronosporomycetes; Peronosporales; Peronosporaceae. Gene Ontology annotation, cellular component: ribosome; cytosolic large ribosomal subunit. Bases 1 to 645 code for a protein of 214 amino acids. The record is from RefSeq and is a predicted model, not a curated record. Gene Ontology annotation, biological process: cytoplasmic translation; ribosomal large subunit assembly.
AUGGUCACCAAGGCUCAUGUGACUCAACCCACCAAUGCCACUUUCACCAACAGUCUGGCAGAGGCUUCCGAUUGCGUGGUUGCCGACGCAUCCGGCAGAAACAAUCAUAUUCAAAACAUUCCUGCGCGUAUCGUGCACUUGACCUCGAAGUGGUAUCCUGUCGACUGCAUCCCGAAAUUGUUGCCGUCGGCCAAGACCAAACGCAAUAGCGUAAAGACGGCUAAGCUGCGCAAGUCAAUUACGCCUGGCACUGUUCUCAUUCUACUUUCUGGGCGCUUUCGCGGCACACGAGUUGUGUUUCUUAAGCAGCUACCGUCAGGUACAUUAUUAAUUACGGGCCCGUACAAAGUGAAUGGCGUACCACUGCGUCGCGUGAACCAGGCAUUUGUUAUCGCUACAUCGACCCGACUUGAUUUGUCGAACGUCACGCUGCCAAAUAUCGGCGACAACUAUUUUGCCAAAACGCCGUCAAAGAAAAGCAGUAUACCAGUGACGCCUGUUAUCGCGGAGCAGAGAAAAAGCGACCAAAAGGCAGUUGACGCGCUUCUCAUGCAAAAACUUGCAAAAGAGCCUUACCUUCGCGCGUACCUGAAUGCAAAGUUCACACUCACAAAGAACGACCGGAUCCACGAUAUGCGCUUUUGA